CGAGCGCCGGGGCGCCCCGUCUGCCCGCCCUUAAAGGGACCACGUCCCGGAAAACUCGCUGCUCCGCACGGCGUCGAGUCGCUGCCGCUUAGCACGCCCCUCACCCUUCGACUCCCCUCCCUUCGCGGCCGCCCCGGCCGCCAGCUUCUCCUCCCCUGGCGUCUCGGGCUCCCGGCAACCAGCCGCCACUGGUUCUCACGGUCCCGGCCCGGGGCUGCAGGCGCGUGCUCAGCCCCUCGCGAGCUGGGGUCCCUUCCGGUAGCCCCCAUCCCUCCCUCCCCUCCCCCCUGCCCACCGUCCCCUCCCCUCCCGGGCCCCGGGAGCGCCUCCGCGGCUCCAGGGAGGGGAUAUUUCCUAAUCUCGGGCCGGGGUUAAAGUUCUGGUCCUGGUGAGAUGCUGGAAGCUGCGGCCGCAGCCGCAAUCUGUCCCGGAGGUGUCCUGUCGCCUGUCGCCACCGCCCCCACCACUGCGAUCGCUACCGCUGUCACUGCCGCUCUGCCGGGGCCAUGUUCGCUCUGGGCUUGCCCUACUUGGUGCUCUUGGUGGCCUCGGCCGACAGCCAUCUGGGGGUUCUGGGGCCCAAGAACGUCUCGCAGAGAGAUGCCGAGUUUGAGCACACCUACUUGGACGAGGUCAACAGCUUGCUGGUCAACAUCUAUACCUUCAAUCACACUGUGACCCGCAACCGGACUGAGGGUGUGCGCGUGUCCGUGAACGUCCUGAACAAGCAGAAGGGGGCGCCUUUGCUGUUCGUGGUCCGCCAGAAGGAGGCUGUGGUGUCCUUCCAGGUGCCCCUAAUCCUGCGAGGGCUGUAUCAGCGCAAGUACCUCUACCAAAAGGUGGAACGAACACUGUGUCAGCCCCCCACCAAGAAUGAGUCUGAGAUCCAGUUCUUCUACGUGGAUGUGUCCACACUGUCACCAGUCAACACCACAUACCAGCUCCGGGUCAGCCGAAUGGACAACUUUGUGCUCAGGACCGGGGAACUGUUUAGCUUCAACACCACUGCGGCCCAACCCCAGUACUUCAAGUAUGAGUUUCCUGAGGGAGUGGACUCCGUGAUUGUCAAGGUGACCUCGAACAAGGCCUUCCCCUGCUCAGUCAUCUCCAUCCAGGAUGUCCUGUGCCCUGUCUAUGACCUGGACAACAAUGUAGCCUUCAUCGGCAUGUAUCAGACUAUGACGAAGAAGGCAGCCAUCACUGUGCAGCGCAAAGACUUCCCCAGCAACAGCUUUUACGUGGUGGUGGUGGUGAAGACUGAAGAUCAGGCCUGCGGGGGCUCCUUGCCCUUUUACCCCUUUGUAGAAGAUGAACCGGUUGAUCAAGGGCACCGCCAGAAAACCCUGUCUGUGCUGGUCUCUCAAGCAGUCACGUCUGAGGCCUAUGUUGGUGGUAUGCUCUUUUGCUUGGGUAUUUUUCUCUCCUUCUACCUGCUGACCGUCCUCCUGGCCUGUUGGGAGAACUGGAGACAGAGGAAGAAGACCCUGCUGGUGGCCAUAGAAAGAGCCUGCCCAGAAAGUGGUCAUCCUCGAGUCCUGGCCGAUUCCUUUCCUGGCAGUGCCCCUUAUGAGGGUUACAACUAUGGCUCCUUUGAAAAUGGUUCCGGAUCCACCGACGGUUUGGUUGACAGCACAGGCACUGGGGACCUCUCUUACGGCUACCAGGACCGCUCCUUUGACCCAGUGGGUACUCGGCCACGACUGGACUCUAUGAGCUCUGUGGAGGAGGAUGAUUAUGACACAUUGACUGACAUCGAUUCAGACAAGAAUGUUAUUCGCACCAAGCAAUACCUCUGUGUAGCUGACCUGGCACGGAAGGACAAGCGUGUUCUGAGGAAAAAAUACCAGAUCUACUUCUGGAACAUUGCCACCAUUGCUGUCUUCUAUGCCCUUCCUGUGGUGCAGCUGGUGAUCACCUACCAGACGGUGGUAAAUGUCACGGGGAAUCAGGACAUCUGCUACUACAACUUCCUCUGUGCCCACCCACUGGGCAACCUCAGCGCCUUCAACAACAUCCUCAGCAACCUGGGGUACAUCCUGCUGGGGCUGCUCUUCCUGCUCAUCAUCCUGCAGCGGGAAAUCAACCACAACCGGGCCCUGCUGCGCAAUGACCUCUACGCCCUGGAAUGCGGGAUCCCAAAGCACUUCGGGUUGUUUUACGCCAUGGGCACAGCACUGAUGAUGGAGGGGCUACUUAGUGCUUGCUAUCACGUCUGUCCCAACUAUACUAAUUUCCAGUUUGACACAUCGUUCAUGUACAUGAUUGCUGGACUCUGCAUGCUGAAGCUGUACCAGAAACGGCACCCGGACAUCAACGCCAGCGCCUACAGUGCCUAUGCCUGCCUGGCCAUCGUCAUCUUCUUCUCUGUGCUGGGCGUGGUCUUUGGCAAAGGCAACACGGCGUUCUGGAUCGUCUUCUCCGUCAUCCACAUCAUUGCCACCCUGCUCCUCAGCACACAGCUCUAUUACAUGGGCCGCUGGAAGCUGGACUCGGGGAUCUUCCGCCGAAUCCUCCAUGUGCUCUACACAGACUGCAUCCGGCAGUGCAGUGGACCCCUCUACAUGGACCGCAUGGUGCUGCUGGUCAUGGGCAACAUUAUCAACUGGUCGCUGGCUGCCUAUGGGCUUAUCAUGCGCCCCAAUGAUUUCGCCUCCUACUUGUUGGCCAUCGGAAUUUGCAACCUGCUGCUCUACUUUGCCUUCUACAUUAUUAUGAAGCUUCGGAGUGGGGAGAGGAUCAAGCUCAUCCCCCUGCUGUGCAUCAUCUGCACGUCUGUCGUCUGGGGCUUCGCGCUCUUCUUUUUCUUCCAGGGACUCAGCACCUGGCAGAAAACCCCUGCAGAGUCGAGAGAACACAACCGGGACUGUAUCCUUCUGGACUUCUUUGACGACCAUGACAUCUGGCACUUCCUGUCCUCCAUUGCCAUGUUUGGGUCCUUCCUGGUGUUGCUGACACUGGAUGACGACUUGGAUACAGUGCAGCGGGACAAGAUCUAUGUCUUCUAGCAGGCGCCAGGCCCUUUGCUUUACUUCAUGGGGCCCUGAGCUCCUCUGUGUCCCCUGCUGGGUGCCUCUGUAGCACCGGGAAGUGAGUUCCAGUUCUGCUGCUCAGCGCUGGAUGGCAGCAGGACGGCGAGGUCUGACCCAGGCCCAGCUCAGGACAGUCGUUGGGGGGCAUUGAACCUUGCAGCUGCCCUCUGCCGGGGAGGAGGCCUGCUCCCCUGAUUCCCCAUACACUGGCCAAAUUGCUGCUUUCUUCUCAGUGUUGGGCCCUUCUGCUGGCCCUGUUCAUUGGCUCUCCGUUCAUCUCUGCAGGAGGAAGGAGGGAAGAUGUUACCUGCAUUUCAUGACUUGCAUUUUGCCUGUCCUUCCCUUCCCACUCAGCCUGGAACUUACAGCCCAUCCUUCCUGCCAUGCUUUACUCCAGGGCCGGAUUCUGUGUCAUCCAGGAGGGCCCCAGGUCUCUUUGGGGCUGCACCUGGCUGCCAUCACUGCCCACUCUAGUCAGCCAGGCUGGAUGCAGGUGUGGGACUUUGGGAGCUCAUCACCCAGUGCCAGGCUUUUGGUGCUAAGGCCUGCAAGGGGCCCAGAGCAGGACCUCCUUCCCCUAACUUACACUGGGACUGGCCUGUUAGCAUUGAGGGUCAACCCAGUGUGAGCCAUCCCUGAUUUGAGGAGCUGAAGUCAGUGGUCACCUCUUCCUCCCAUCAGCCCUCAGAGUGAUGCCAGCACCAGGAUUGAAGGGAAACUCAACUCACGCAUCCCCUUCCCUUCUUUCCAUGCCUGCAGUCCUGCCAAGCCCCAGCUGGGGGCCUUUCAGUGCCAUUGACACUGCCCAAGAAUGUCCUGGGGCAAAGGAUGGAUGGUACCAAGAGCCCAGCCCAUCCUGCCACAGCCAAGAAGCCCCAGUGCCUGUCUUAGAAAGGGGUUGAAGAAGAGACAUGCCAUAUCCUCCAUGGCCUCAGUCCCAGCCUCAUGCUAGGACCUAGGGCUGGGUUCUGAGUUUCCAUCCAAUCUUCAGCCAAGUUCUGUGUUACACACACACACACACGCACACAUACACGCACGCGUGCACACAUACACAUACACACGUGUGCGUGUGCACGCGCACACACACACAAAAUCUUGGAGUUUACAUGGAGUUGCCCCAGCUCUGAGUUCCUUGGCCACUCUGAUCCUUGGCUCCCCCUUUACCCCACCUGGUCCAUUCCAGAUGCCAAGGAUGGGGACCCUCAGGUUGGGCCUCUGUCAGGGCUGGGACUGGGUUUUAUUCUCUCUGACUUGUUUUUUACAGCUCUCCUUGGGCUGGGGAGAGGAGGCAGGUCUGGGUCUAUGUUUCAGAGUCCCGUUUUAUGUCUUUCCAUGCCACAAAUGUGUUUCUGUUUUUUAUGAAUGAGUCAUUCAAUAAA
This is a messenger RNA of Castor canadensis (American beaver), 4408 nucleotides long. RefSeq names its product SID1 transmembrane family member 2 (gene Sidt2). NCBI's taxonomy places the organism in Eukaryota, Metazoa, Chordata, Mammalia, Rodentia, Castoridae. The record is from RefSeq and is a predicted model, not a curated record. Gene Ontology annotation, biological process: RNA transport. Gene Ontology annotation, molecular function: double-stranded RNA binding; RNA transmembrane transporter activity. Gene Ontology annotation, cellular component: plasma membrane; lysosome.